Molecule: messenger RNA, 508 nt
Organism: Anguilla anguilla (European eel)
Lineage: Eukaryota; Metazoa; Chordata; Actinopteri; Anguilliformes; Anguillidae
Product: 60S ribosomal protein L22
Exons: 4
Coding region: 70-456 (128 amino acids)
Biological process (GO): cytoplasmic translation
Cellular component (GO): ribosome
Molecular function (GO): structural constituent of ribosome; RNA binding
Source: RefSeq, a predicted model, not a curated record
UUGAUUUCAAGGGGACAUAUCAAAGCGCAUGUGCAAGUCCCACUCUUCCUUUCUGCAAAAUUCGUCGCAAUGGCUCCGGUGAAAAAGCAGACCACGAAGGGUGGGAAGAAGAAGAGGCAGGUGCUUAAGUUCACUUUGGACUGUACUCACCCUGUGGAAGAUGGCAUCAUGGAUGCUGCUAACUUUGAGCAGUUCCUUCAGGAGCGCAUUAAGGUGAAUGGAAAAGCUGGCAACCUGGGCGGUGGUGUAGUGACCAUUGAGAGGAGCAAGAGCAAGAUCACGGUGACCUCUGAGGUCCCCUUCUCGAAACGAUACCUCAAGUAUUUAACCAAGAAGUACUUGAAGAAGAACAACUUGAGAGACUGGCUGCGCGUGGUGGCCAAUACCAAGGAGAGCUACGAGCUUCGCUACUUCCAGAUCAACCAGGACGAGGAGGAGGAAGAGGAUGAGGAUUAAACAUCACGCCCGCCAAUUUUCUAACAUCAAUAAAUUCUCCAUCCUCUUUGAA